AUGAGACAUGUACAAGGACAAGUGGUCGUAAACCUCCCCCAGAAAAUUGCAGCAGAUGAAUUAGAUAGGACUCCAGAGGAUAACUUCCAACCAGAAGAACCAUCCGGAGAAGCAGAGAAGGAAGGAGAAGCAUUAAUAGGUGUCCCAGUGAAUAAGAAGGCUGAUUUGACAAUUCCAGGUCCUAUGAGAAAACGAAUAUUUUUAGAAAGAGAAUCAAAAAAAUGGACUAACUCGAAAAAAAUUAAAUUCUUUGUGAUCAAUUUAAUAUGUACAAUACUUUCCGGAAAGCGCCUAACCAUGGAACAAUGGAAUCAAUCCCUUAAAGAAAUGAAACACAAAAAUGACGAGUGCGAUGAUAAUGGCGUAAUUCUAGAUUAUCUUAUGCAUAAGAAUAAUUUGGAUAGAUACAGGUUUUACUCGAAUGUGAUUUCUAGAAAUCCGUUACAAGUCUGCCAUGAGAUAGAUUUCAUAAUUUUGGAAUGA
This is a messenger RNA of Plasmodium inui San Antonio 1, 483 nucleotides long. RefSeq lists its product as hypothetical. The record is from RefSeq and is a predicted model, not a curated record. The transcript is spliced from 3 exons. Lineage: Eukaryota; Apicomplexa; Aconoidasida; Haemosporida; Plasmodiidae. The coding region runs from base 1 to 483 and encodes 160 amino acids.